Messenger RNA from Linum trigynum, 4307 nucleotides. The record is from the annotation of a GenBank genome assembly. NCBI's taxonomy places the organism in Eukaryota, Viridiplantae, Streptophyta, Magnoliopsida, Malpighiales, Linaceae.
UAGAAUCUCUUUUUCCUGAUUUUAUGUUAGGUUGUGUUCUUUUGUCAUAAUUCAUGUCCUAUCAUAUGGAGAAGGCUUGAGAGCGAGUUUUAGGGAAUUUGAAAGUAGUAAAAGGACCAAGGAGAGAAAAAAGGAGAAUUCAAGGUCAGCAGCCUCAAAGUCACGGUCAUGAAAAUCUCAAUGGUCGUGGAUUUCGUCCAGAAUCUUGGAAAAAAAACACAGCAUGUCCACAAAAGUCACGACCAAAACUUUGGAAUUCACCCUAGAGUAAAGGUGGCUAGAACUACUCGAGGUAUCUGAAUAUCACUAUGAGCUAGUAUAGGAUCCUAAGCCACAACCACCUUGGCGAUCCCCCAACUCUCUGGUGUGUAUCCUUCCGGAUGGCCAGGUGGAUUUGACUCUUUCGGAUGGCUAUUCAUUGCGGGUACAUGUAGGGGUGAACAAAACAACCUUUAAACCGACCCCACGGUCCAACCCGACCCAGCCCACCCGUAUUUAUUGCUAAAAUUAGGAUUUAUGUUUGGGUGAGGGUUUUAUUUUGUACAAUCCGCCUCUAUUAGGUUGGGUCCGGAUUUUUCUCUUGUGGUUUCCCUAACGUAAUACAUUCUUCUACUAAAAAUUUAGACGUAUAUCUAAUAUAUGCUAUAAUUCACACAAUUUUUUGAGUGUACGAUUUUAGAAGAAUAAUAUAUUAUGAAUGCAUUUUUUUAUAAUCAUUUGAGUCUAUUUCGACAAAUGUUUGUGGGAAAAACUAAACCUAUUUUGAAGCAAAUUGUAUUUUGUUAAAAAUGCAAAUACCAUUUAUGCAUUUUGAUACCUUUCGUAUUGAUUUAUGUGUUUAAAACUUUGAUUGUUUAGAAUAGUUUUGUUGUUGUUGUUGUUGUUGUUUUGGGUUGGAUUUUUAGCUAAAAGUAUCUCCAACCCGACCCAACCCAACCCAACCCAACCCAAUUAUAAACAAAUCGUAGGGUUCUAAAUUUUUUGGGUGGGUUUGGAUUUGAUAUUAUUAAAAUCGUAGUGUAUGGGUCUGAUGAUUAAAAUGAACAAAACCAAACCACCCGACCCAUGUAAACCCCUAGGUAUAUGACCACUAUCUGAAGUAGUACCUCAAGAAUGAUGUAGAUAAAAUCUUGGCAAAAUCCUAUUCUAAGACCCCUUAGUGCACUCAAAUGCAUCCAUCUAAAGACGUAAUAUAAGCACUUGUUGGAAGGCAACCCUACGCAUCGGUUUGCAUUUUCUCGCCGGAGUCAAAACCUAACUUGUCGGAAUCCUCUGUUUUCUAAUGAAACUUCGCAAAAAAAAAAAAAAAAAAAAAGAAAUCCCACCUCCGACCAUCAAAUUUAAAAAUCAAGACUAGACACAAAUUUACCCUCUCCUAGGCGCUCCUCGCAUAUUUUCUUAGCAUCAUCGCCGACGGUUGGUCAUCGCUGGCAACGACUCCUCUCGUUGGAGCGAUUUUUUUGGCCACCAAAAUCUAGGAUUUUCCUGCAAAUUUUCGCCUCCCUCACCUUUCCCACCCCUUUCCAUAGUUAAUACUUGUGUUUUCAAGUAUUUUAUCCUCUUGUUUCAUCUUUAAUCAUGGAAAAUCGACAAUUCAAGUUCUCAGGUGUGGAAUUUGGUACUUCUUGAGUAAUUGUCUGAUUUAGGUGAGGGAAUUGGUUUAGGAUGCUUAUAAAUUAGAAUUGAUGCUUUGAUGCUUGUAUGAAGCCUUGUUGGGAAUAUUUUCUUGUUUUUCUUGUUCUUACCGAACGCCCCCAUGUGUUCGAUAAAUUGCCGAUGCUUGGUACCAUUUUGUGGAGUGUGAUUCAUGAUUUUACAUUAAUGAUUUAGGAUUGUUAUUACCUUCAAUAUAUUGUAUCAUUCACCUAUUAUCAUGCCUAUGGAUUUGUUUUGCACGAUUGUGCUCCUCGUUUGCUAUGUUAAGCUUGUUUAACCCCUAUGGCCACCAUACCAACCAUGUUUUGCGCAUAAGUGAGGGAGAGGUUUUACCUCCUCCGGAAUUUCAUUUCUAACACUUACACUAUGUAUGGUAUGUGCUUCAUUAUUUUUCCAGGACAUGGCGAACCGAACUCAUCCCUACCUUCUCGGACUAGAGGCUAAACUGGGACUUGUACGAGAUGUUCCACUGAAGGGUUGCGAUCAGCUCCAUCAUCCUUCAUAAUGGUUAGAGGGAGCUCCUAUGUUUUCAUUGCGACAUUUAUAGGGAGCGCACAAUGAAGUUCUUCAACAAGUUCGAUUUGUCCAAAAUGAAAUGCACCACCGAGGAUGAGGAAAUCAUCUUCAGGCUGGGUGGAAUCACUCAGUCCAUGAUUUAUGAUGUUUUUUAUACCCUUGAAAUCCUUUCAGAUGUCGAUGCACAGACGUUGGUCGAGAAGUCCACUCAUAGCUUCAACUUCCAUUCCUUCUUUAGAUAGAUUUGUUGGGUUCCCUUCCAGACAGAGUCUUCACCCCAUCAAAUCCAUCCAAUUGAAAACAAAUUUGGGUGAAGUCAUAUGGGCAAACCCGCCAACAUCACUACUUGAACUAACACGAGAGAGGUACUAACAACCACCACAGAUGGCAUUCAAACACAUCAAGUUCAUGACAGUGAUAACUCCUCAUCAUACUUGGAAAACCUCAUGCAAACACAAGUAGUCAACUAGAGCCCCCCAACUAUUCAAACAAAGAAAUUAAGUCACACAUAAUGAGAAGUUAAGCAAAGUAUGUCCUCAUCGAGAUUUAUAAUAUUGACAUGAAUUAGUCAACACUCGACCAGUGGGGUCAGGUGCAUAGUAUAUUUAUGUGCAUGUAUGUGGCAAUAUUAAUGCAAACCAAAUUAAAUCAAAGUUAUAAAUCCUGGAUAUGUCUAGGGUCAUAUUCCACAAGAUUUUCUAAUAAUAGUUCAUCACAACUAAGCAUCUAAUGCUCAAACAAUGACUCAAUAGAGAUAGAUGGGGUGAGGUUCCCUAUGUUUAGCCGGUUUUAGAGAUUCAUAUAAAGAAAAUAUAACAUGAACGAUAAUAAAGUAAAUAUACACAUUGAUAAGAAAUGCAAUCAUAUAUGAUCGUGCAUUUCAAUCUCAAUCAUGAUAAGCUAUGAUUCAUCUUCUAUAAUCUAUUUCUAUCCCUUCCAGUAAGGACAUCCUUCUCGAUUUUUCACUUUAUGCAAUAGGAAUCAAGACUAGAUAAUGCAUGUUUUUGCUUCAUGUCACUAGACUAACCAAUCACUCAAGGAAGUAUGAAUAACACAUCACUAUUUAGAGCCUCUUCAAACCACAAUGAUGGUUUAUAUGAUUGAUGAUCGACGGUAUCAAGCAUUGCACAUAGUCGAGUAUAGAUGGACGAUCAAUCCAUUUCAUACAUGCUUAAGACAAUGGCAUAUCACAUAAGUUGAGUUUCCAUACAACACACUGUAAUAUUAUGAGCAAUGAAGUCAAAAUCGUGAUUUUAUGUAAAAUUGAAACUGAGGUAAAAUCGUAAUCAUAGAUAGUAAUAACAAUGCAUAUUGAAAUUGACACAUAAAACCCCAGAUAGUAAUAACAAUAAAUCAGAUAUCACUUAAUUACAUCUCAAGAUAAGUUUUCUGCUAAAUAAAAACAAAUAAAUCCAUAAAUUAUUUAUUGUACAUAACAUAAACACAGAAUUAAGCAACCUAAAACCUCAUAGAAAUCAGUUACAGGUUUAAGUGAAAAAUCACAUCAGAUCGUUAGGAUCGACGUCUAAAUAUAAUUCCUCAAUAUCAACAUCAUCAUCCUCGCCCUCACCCUGAAUCAUUGUCUAUUUGAUUGAGCAAUGAUAUCAUUAUUUUAAGGAUCACUAGAAGUACUAUUAGCACCAACCAUAUUUCCUUGAUCACCAUCAUUCGGGAAAGGAAACUCAUUGAUUGAUGCAUUCCCUUCUUGAUCGAAUGAAGAUCAUGAAUGGUGACGCUGAAGAUUUGGGUGACGACAAAAGCUAGCGAGGAGAUGGGGAUUGGGCAAAUUGCGAGGGUGAUGGAGAAACAAGUAACAAGCUAAUUGGGAGGGUGAGGGAGACAAUUUUUUAUGUAAGAAGUUGGAUGUUUGGCGUGAGGGGGAGGAAGAGAUUAGGAAGAGAACGAAAAUCAAUAGAGGGUCGCCUAUCGGGUUAGGUUUGUGUUGUCCCUGAUGUUGGGUUGUGGAAAACCAACGUGACCUAGUUUGUGGCCAAAAUCCAACCCGACCGACCUAAUUUUGCUCCAAUUGACAGGAACCUUGAAAUCGCACAAAAUCGUAAUUUUUUUAAAAAAAUUAUGAUUUUAAAUCGGGAUUUUAAAGUUCAAAGAUUUUGUAGUAAAAUCGGGAUCGGAAC